This is a messenger RNA of Adineta steineri, 753 nucleotides long. The record is from the annotation of a GenBank genome assembly. Lineage: Eukaryota; Metazoa; Rotifera; Eurotatoria; Adinetida; Adinetidae.
AUGAUAUCAACUCCAAUAUCUUGUACAUCUGACUAUUAUUCAGGUAGUGAUUUCGAUUAUGAUGAUGAUGUAGUUAAAGCUGCUCCACAACAUCAUUGUUCAUUAAAUGAUACAAAUAUUAUUCUUCAAACACUUAUUCAAAAUCAAUAUCAACAAUCAUCAUCAAAUAUUUCUUCGACAAAUAAAAUUCAACAAUCAAUUCAAUUACUCAAGUUAGUACAAGAAUAUGAUUUAUCUAAUGAAAUCUUCAUUCGUGCUAAUGCUAUUCUUCAUAAAUUUCUUCUUUCAACAAAAUGUGUCAAUAAUAUCGAUGUGUCAAUUCUUAUUGCCUGUUUAUCUUUAUCAACAAAACUAAGUCAACAUUCUACUCAUUCAAGUAUACCACUUUUCAAUAGCGAUUCAUUAAUUUUGAAUGAAAAUAUGAUAUGCAAUGCACUUGAAUGGGAUAUUGAUAUGAUAACACCUAUUAAUUAUAUCGAAGCAAUGCUAUUACAUGUCACGGAUAGUUCAAUAAAAGCUCGUGUACGAGAAUUAACUUAUGAAUUAAUUGUAUUAUGUUUAACUGAUGUUCGUUGUAUAGAUUUAUCUAGUGAUUCAUUAGCAAUGAGUUGUUUAUUAAUGACGAGUGAAUUAUUAGAUUGUUGUGAAAUAAUUCCAAAACAAAUAUUUUUAUAUAUACAAGAUAAAAAUUCUUUAUUUGAGACAUCAUUGAUAUUUAUUCGUCAAAUUCUUGUAAAUAUUCUUCAGAAAUAA